AUGUCCGCACUUCGAAAUACCUCGACUCAAUUUUCUGACAAAUUGAAGUCGCAAUAUUUAAGAAAGUCAGUUGGCUUGUCACGUCGUUCAUCAAGUUCUGCCAGUAAUCAUGGCCAUCACACCGCACCUAGGAACGAACCCCUCGGAAAACAAUUAUACAUAACACUUGCUUUGUUCCCUCUCUCGAUUGGUAUAUAUACACUCUCCCGACCUGACGCCAACGGUAAACCGUCAACCAUUACGAGAUACAUUGAUAGCUUUUCCCAUUAUAAUGAAGAAUGGUCAAAAAGGAACCUCUUACACACCAAAGCAAUUGAACAAGCUGCGUACGAUCGGAACUUGUUUCAUGGAAGUAGCCCUCCUAAAAAAGUAAUAAAUCUGAGAUUUCCAGAGAUAUUCAACACUGGUUCACCUUUCAACGUAGUUGCUGGACAGGGACCACAAGAUAUGGAUGUUCUUGUUGCACACUACACCAGUCUUAACGCGGAGGAGGAAAAAAGGAAGAGAAAGGUGAUGGCGAGUAGGGCUAGCGAAACCUGA
Molecule: messenger RNA, 540 nt
Organism: Blumeria graminis f. sp. triticale
Lineage: Eukaryota; Fungi; Ascomycota; Leotiomycetes; Helotiales; Erysiphaceae
Source: the annotation of a GenBank genome assembly